This is a messenger RNA of Coniophora puteana RWD-64-598 SS2, 2772 nucleotides long. RefSeq lists its product as uncharacterized. Lineage: Eukaryota; Fungi; Basidiomycota; Agaricomycetes; Boletales; Coniophoraceae. The coding region runs from base 70 to 2607 and encodes 845 amino acids. Gene Ontology annotation, cellular component: membrane. Gene Ontology annotation, molecular function: nucleoside diphosphate phosphatase activity. The record is from RefSeq and is a predicted model, not a curated record. The transcript has 2 exons. Gene Ontology annotation, biological process: nucleoside diphosphate catabolic process.
CAAAAGCAGGCGUAGAUCCGUCGCAGUGGUCCGUCGUGCACAUCGAGAGAUCGCAGCUCAAGCUGGUCUAUGCCACCACCGACCUCGUCUGAUUCCUGGCUAGCCUCGCGGCGCUUCGGAAUCGUCAUCGACGCUGGCUCGUCGGGCUCACGGCUCCAAAUCUACUCCUGGAAAGACCCCCAGACUAUCCUCAGGGAACAGGGCGAUGCCGUACGCGAUCUCCUACCGCCGGUGGAGAAGGGAGUCAGGGAAGGGGACGAGUGGAUAACCAAGGCUGAGCCUGGUCUCUCUUCGUUCGCGGACAACCCUGAGGGCGUUGCUGCCUACCUCGAACCUCUUAUCAGCCAUGCACGCGCCCACAUACCGCCGUCCAAAGAAGCAGACACGCCCAUAUUCCUGCUCGCCACCGCCGGCAUGCGUCUUCUCACCCCCAUCCAACAAGCUCGCGUACUCGCUGCAACUUGCAGCUACCUCCGAAAUACAAACUUUCGCCUGGAAGACGCCUCAGAAGACGGCCCGUGCGGUUCGAGUGUCAAGAUCAUCACAGGCGAGGAAGAGGGCCUGUUCGGGUGGAUUGCCGUCAACUACCUCAUGGAUGGCUUCGUCGGCAACUCAACAUCCCCCUCAACUAACAAGACGACCUACGGCUUCCUCGACAUGGGCGGCGCGUCCACCCAGAUCGCGUUCGAGCCCUCCGAGCAGGAGGGCGACGACCUCGACUCGUACAACCUCGUCGACGUCCGGCUGCGCCUGCUCAGCGGACAGGAGAUCAUGCACAGGGUCUUCGUCACGACAUGGCUCGGGUACGGCACGAACCAGGCGCGUGAACGUUACGUCGCGCAGAUGAUACGCACGUACGCCCCACACCAAGCCAACGACCGCUCGGUGCUCGAGGACCCGUGUCUUCCGCGCGGCCUCGAGAUGACGGAGUCGCCAGUGUACGUCGAGAACGGCGUGACAAACGUGCUGCAGCCGCACAGUCUCGUCGGGACGGGCUCGUUCCCGCAGUGCCUGCGGCACUCGUCGCCCCUGCUCAACAAGAACGCGCCGUGCGAGACUGCUCCGUGCCUCUUCAACGGUGUGCGCGUCCCGCCGAUCGAUUUUUCUGUCUCGCACUUCAUCGGUGUGUCAGAGUACUGGUACUCGUCCGAGCACGUGUUUGGCCUCGGCGGCCCGUACGAUUUUUUGCAGUACGAGCGCGCCGCGACGGAGUUUUGCAAGCGCACGUGGGAUAGUAUUACCAGGCAGCACGAGCGGAACAAGCAUCAAGGCACGCUUGGCGGCGACGGCGAGGUGCUGCAGGACGGCGAGGUUGUACAGACGGGUGUGUGGGGCGAUAACGUCGAGCUGUCGCGUCUCCAGAUGCAAUGCUUCAAGGCGGCAUGGAUCACUAAUGUGCUGCACGACGGCCUUGGCCUCCCCCGAAUCGUCGAUCCCGGCGGUAACGCGACGGCAAGCAGCGGUGGAGAUGAGGUCGCGAAGCAGGCGGAAGACAAGGGCUUGGGCAAGCCUAUAUUCCAGUCUGUCGAUACGGUCGAAGACAUCGCUAUUAGCUGGACGCUAGGCAAAAUGGUCCUAGAGGCUAGCAAGGACGUUCCUCUCUCUUCAUCUAAAGACCGCCCGCUUGUGGACCCCGUACAAGAUAUCCCUUCUACGGUACACGACCCGCCAAUAAAACCUAUUCGUCCGCCCUUCUGGUCCAUCGACGCCCUCGAGGACAAGCUCUCCCCGCACCUCCCUACCUCACUCUCCCGCGAAUCCCUCGGCUUCUCUCCAGUGUCCCUCAUUAUAUAUGCCCUCGUCAUCUCGUUCUUCGUCUGCGUGUUCUACCGCAUGCGACGGCAGGUUCGCUCCGCCUUCCGGCGCAUACGGAGCCGCCCCCUUAAACCGCGCGGCGACUACGCGCUCGCGACCGAGUCUUACGCGAUGGAAGAAGGCGCGCUCGACCCAUCCUCGUUCUCUGCUCCACCCUCCCCAACAGCCUCAAAACACCAACACCAAGGCCACUCCGUUCUCCCAAAAUCUCUUCUCCGCUCCAUCAGACGCAUGAUCUCCUCCACGCCCUCCCACCGCCCUCAUCAUCAUCCUCACCACCACCACUCCAAAUCGCGCAGCCACACCUCCAAGCGUCCGCAGCUAAGACACACCCACUCCUCGCCCACGCCCUCCCCGCCCGGCGGCGGCGACCCACCCGCGCCGGGCCGCACACCCAGCAACCUCGUCUCGUCCGGGUACCUCGGCGCCGCCUCGCCGUAUCAAUCCUACGCCACCACCAACGGGCUAGGGCCGAGCUCGGAGCCCAUCGAGCCGUCGGGCAACUCGUCCGCGUACCUGUCGCGCGCGCCGUCGCCGGCGGCGCCCGGGCAGCAUCUUGCGCUGCCGGAGGAUAUGCUCGGGUUUGGGCUGGGGGUGGGUAAUGGACAUGGGCAUGGGCAUGGGUAUAGUGGAAACGGGCUGGGGGUGGGGUUGGGGUUGGGACUCGGGACGUCGUUGUCGAGGUCGCGGAACUCGUCGCAGGUGAGUUUGGCGCCGGGGGCGGCGUAUUUGACGCCGAGGGCGGGGACGCUGUCGAGGAGCGCGAGUGCGAUGGCGCUGCAUGAUGAGUGAGCUGCGCAGCGCGGUGCGACGACGUUAGUGUCUGGCUGGAUAUUGAUGUGGGUACUAUCCGUACAUAUUAUGUGUGCUCGUGCUGUAGAGUUGGGUGGUAUGGGAUAAUAUUUAGCGAGUACUUUACUGGAGUCUGGUGCGUUAAUACGAGUUGGAGAGUACAGG